AUGGGAGAUAAUUGUCUCUCUGAUUUUGGAUCAAGCAUCAAGACCGAUCCAUGGCUUGUGAUCUGUUUCAGGACCGUCUCACUCGAUCUCUCCCGUUUCUGCAUCUGCUUCCUUCCUUUCUCCGUCUUCAUGGAGCAGCUUUUGGAUGCAGCAGAUACCGGUGAUCUAGAGGCACUGCAAACGGCCUUCGAUGGCCUCCCGGCCGUACGUGGAACCACUGCUCUGACACAACGGCGUAAGAUACUCGGAAAAGCACUCUACUCCACCAUCUGUACGUGGAGAAGCGGCUGCCCUCGCUCCUGCGGUCACUUCGCAUGUUUCGAGUUCCUCUUGACAGCUGGAGCAGAUGUGAAGUACAAGAGCGACAAGGAACAAUAUACUUGUUUGCACCGUGCGAUGGAUGCUCAUAGACCGAUGCCUUAUGUCCGCCUCCUCACUGCUCAUGGAGCAGAUCUCGAAGCUAGGGACUGGUUGGGCGUCUCUCCUCUCGCUGCUGCAUGUUCUGGAGACAAGCCAGAGUGUGUUGUGCAUCUGCUGGAAGCUGGAGCAGAGAGAGAUGCUCUGAUUUGUGGUGGCAGUACUGCUCUGCAUUUCGCUUGCACUGGACCAAGCUUGCCUUGUAUCAAGAUUUUCCUUGAGGGUGGAGUAUCUGUGGAUAGUCGGUCAGGCGACGGGUAUACGCCUCUGCAUUCUGCAUGCGAAGUUGGUGAUGUAGAUACUGUGACGUAUCUUCUCCAACGUGGUGCAGACAAGGAGCUUACUACUACUGGAGGAGAUGGAGUCACUGCUUUGCAUUUAGCUUGUCGGGAUGGGCACUCAGAAUGUGUUCGGCUUCUCGUAGUCAACGGUGCAAAUAAGGAUGCGACAGACAAUGACGGCCUGACUCCGUUGAUGUAUGCUGUACUUAGCCGGCUAUCAACUUGUGUGAAAGUAGUGAAAGUUCUUAUCAAAAAUGACGUUAAUGUGAAUGUACGUGUACGUGGCCCAUCGAAGGAAACAGCGCUGCAUAAGGCGGUCGAUCUUGUUCUUGACUGGGACCCUCAGAUACCACUCAAAUUGAUAAAGCUUUUAGCUCCACUUAGCAGUCCUGAGAUUAUCAAGGAGGCAAUCAGCGAAGCCGUCAGUGUUGAAGUGAGGGAGCUAUUGCAGUCGUAUCUGGACGAGAGUUGA
Microthlaspi erraticum is the source of this 1170-nucleotide messenger RNA. NCBI's taxonomy places the organism in Eukaryota, Viridiplantae, Streptophyta, Magnoliopsida, Brassicales, Brassicaceae. The record is from the annotation of a GenBank genome assembly.